CCCAGGCUUUUCGCUGGGGGCCGGACAAUGGAGCGCAGUCUGCACCUCAACGCAGCGGCUGUGGCCGAAGAAGACCUUUUCCUGCACAAGAGCCUGAGCGCCGCCUCGGCCAAGCGUCUGGAGUCGGCAUUCCGCUCCACGCCCCCGGGGAUGGACCUGUCUCUGGCGCCGCCGCAGCAGCAGCAGCAACCGCCGCCUCCGCCACCGUCGCCGCUGCCACCGCCCCGGGACCGCCAGGCGUCGUCCUCCUCGUCGCCCCUGGGUUGCUUCGAACCUGCCGACCCGGAGGGGGCAGGGUUGUUGCUGCCGCCGCCCGGCGGAGGAGGAGGAGGAGGUGGAGGAGGAGGAGGAGGAGGAGGAGGUGGCGGUGGAGGAGGAGGAGGAGGAGGUGGAGGAGGCGGUGGCAGUGGUGGAGGAGGAGGAGGAGGGGUGGGGGUCCCCGGGCUGUUGGUGGGCUCCACUGGAGUCGGGGGAGACCCCAGCCUGAACAGCCUGCCCGCCGGAGCAGCCCUGUGCCUCAAGUACGGCGAAAGCACCAGCCGCAGCUCGGUAGCGGAGAGUAGCGGCGGCGAACAGAGCCCCGACGACGAUAGCGACGGGCGCUGCGAGCUGGUGCUUCGAGGCGGGGGGAGCGAGCCCCGGGCCUCCCCAGGAGGAGGGGGAGUCGGGGGCCCCGGAGGCCCCAAAGCAGCUGAGGGCUGCUCCAAUAAUCACCACCACGGCGGUGGUGGCGGCCCCCCGGGGGCCCCGGGAGGCGGUGGGGGCAACAGCAGCAGCAGCAGCAGCAGCAAGAAAUCCAAAGAACAGAAGGCGCUGCGGCUCAACAUUAACGCCCGCGAGCGGCGGCGAAUGCACGACCUGAACGACGCGCUGGACGAGCUGCGGGCGGUGAUUCCGUACGCGCACAGCCCUUCAGUGAGGAAGCUCUCCAAGAUCGCCACGCUGCUGCUGGCCAAGAACUACAUCCUCAUGCAGGCACAGGCCCUGGAGGAGAUGAGGAGGCUUGUUGCCUACCUCAACCAGGGCCAGGCCAUCUCGGCUGCCUCGCUGCCCAGCUCGGCCGCGGCGGCCGCGGCUGCUGCCGCUGCGCUUCACCCAGCCCUAGGCGCCUACGAGCAAGCGGCCGGCUAUCCAUUCAGCGCCGGGCUUCCCCCGGCGGGCUCCUGUCCGGAGAAGUGCGCCCUUUUCAACAGCGUCUCCUCCAGCCUCUGCAAACAGUGCACGGAGAAGCCUUAAACACAAAACAUACACACAAAACCUACCCAAACGCUAGAGGAAGAAGAUCUUAUUGCUUCCCUCCCCUUUUCUUCUUUAUUUUGUCCCCAAAUAGUUGCAAAACAUUGAAUCGACACAGCAAAAGAGCGAACCAACCUGAAGAAUCAGAAAGACAAAUAGGACUUUGGCCGUAACUUCUGCGGAUUCUCCGUGGAUUUUUUCGAAGGGGAGGGGGCGGCGGUGGGAGGUAGGGCAAUUGUGGGAUGGGGUAUGCGGAAUUCAUGGGGGAGAGGAGGGUGGCUUUAUUUUUCAUUAAAAAGUGGUGACUUUUAUGCCAAUUAAGUAAUAAGUCGCCUUUUAUGGAAGAGGGGGUGGGAGUUGAGAAAUAGCGUCUCAAAUAUUAAGCAGGAGAGAGAUUUAUUUAAAGCAAAACACUAAUCCUACUAAUAAUGAUGAAUUUGGUUAGGACUGAGGGUUUUAUGGGUCGGGGUUGGGUGGGGCGGCAGACCGGAUAUUCAUUCAGACAAAUCAGAAAGGGCACUUGAAAAUAAUUUUUGAUUCUGAGCCAGGAGAAAAACUUGAAAAGUAGACUUAUUUAAAUGAAAAAAAAAAAA
Molecule: messenger RNA, 1829 nt
Organism: Vombatus ursinus (common wombat)
Lineage: Eukaryota; Metazoa; Chordata; Mammalia; Diprotodontia; Vombatidae
Product: class E basic helix-loop-helix protein 22-like
Exons: 1
Coding region: 28-1236 (402 amino acids)
Molecular function (GO): protein dimerization activity
Source: RefSeq, a predicted model, not a curated record